CUGUCAAAGUCAAAACUCAAAACGUAGUGGUUAAUGGCUAUCAUAUUUUAUAUUCUUUGAAAUUUACUACCAAGUAGUUCCUUCUUGCUUAAAUUAAUUAGUAAUUUUAAGUUUAAAAUCAUGGCAGACAUAGAAAAAUUAACGAUCGGAGAAAUCUAUACUUCCGAGAAGACUGGCAGCGAUAGUACUGGAGAUGGUUCAGCAGAAAAUCCAUUUAAAACAGUCUUACAAGCCAUGCGUCACGCUGGCAAGGAACCGUUUCCGACUAUAUACGUGGACUCCAAAGACGAAGGAAAACAGUAUGACGUAGCUGCAAAAUCGCAGUUAAAGAAAAUCACUAAGAUAUGGAGUCGGGAAUGCUACAAGGCUGUUGAAAAAGCAAAGGCGGACGAUGAUAAUGUUGAAAAGAGACAGCAAAAUUUGGAAGAAGCUAAGAAAAUCAUCUUGAAAGAGGAUCCUUCGUUGCCAAAAGCCACGACUGUGAAAAUACUUCAUGCGGCUGAACAUCGUGGUGAAAGAAUAUGUGUACGUGGUUGGGUCCAUCGUCUACGUCGUCAAGGGAAAUCGUUAGCCUUUCUUACAUUGCGUGACGGCACUGGGUACAUGCAAUGUGUCUUACAUGGCAAUCUCUGUCAGACGUAUAAUGCUUUAGUUCUGUCCACUGAGUCAUCGGUCAUUCUAUAUGGGAAACUAGAAGUUGUACCUGAAGGAAAGUCUGCACCGGGAGGUCAUGAGCUGACAGUCGAUUACUGGGAGCUCAUCGGUCUGGCUCCACCCGGUGGUGCUGAUGCUAUAUUGAAUGAAGAUGCUCUGCCUGACGUUCAGCUCGAUAACAGGCACAUAAUGAUCCGCGGCGAGAACACGACGAAGGUGCUGCGUGCGCGCGCGCAGGUGACGCGCGCCUUCCGCGAGCACUUCGCCGGCCGCCUCUACACCGAGGUGGCGCCGCCCACGCUCGUGCAGACGCAGUGCGAGGGCGGCUCCACGCUCUUCAAGUUCGACUAUUUCGGCGAGCAGGCGUACCUGACGCAGAGCUCGCAGCUGUACCUGGAGACGUGCCUGGCGGCGCUGGGCGACGUGUACUGCGUGGCGCAGUCCUACCGCGCCGAGCUGUCGCGCACGCGGCGCCAUCUGGCCGAAUACAGUCAUGUAGAAGCGGAAUGUCCCUUCAUCGACUUUAACGAUUUGCUGGAUAGGAUCGAGGAUCUCGUCGUCGAUGUUGUCGAUAGAGUUCUGGCAUCGCCUGAAGGACAUUUGGUGUACGAACUUAACCCCAAUUUCAAGAAACCCGAAAAGCCGUUUAAGCGUAUGACGUAUGUGGAAGCUAUCGAAUAUCUACGUGCCAACAACAUUACUAAAGAUGACCAAACUUUCUAUGAAUUUGGAGAAGACAUUCCAGAAGGUCCUGAACGGAAGAUGACUGAUGCCAUCGGUGAGCCCAUACUUCUCUGCAAAUUUCCAGCAGAGAUCAAAUCUUUCUACAUGCUUCGUUGUAAAGAUGACAACCGUCUAACUGAAUCUGUUGAUCUUCUGAUGCCGGGUGUUGGGGAAAUAGUCGGGGGGUCCAUGAGGAUGUGGGAUCACGAGGAACUGAUGGAAGGUUACAAGCGCGAAGGUAUCGACCCGGCCCCCUACUACUGGUACACCGACCAGCGCAAAUUCGGCUCCGUCCCCCACGGCGGCUACGGGCUCGGCCUGGAACGUUUCCUGUGCUGGCUGCUGAACAGAUACCACAUCCGAGAAACGUGCCUCUAUCCACGUUUCUUGGAAAGAUGCACGCCUUAAACGCCAUCAUUUUUUCGUUAAUCAUCAUAAGUAAUUAUCAUUUAAUUCUGUUAAAUAUUAACUUGAUUCCAUGUAUCUUACAAUCAAACUCUUAGUUAAAAUUUAAAUCUGCCUGCCUGUCUGUUACAUUAUAAAUACUAAACCAUUGAA
Vanessa tameamea is the source of this 1935-nucleotide messenger RNA. RefSeq names its product asparagine--tRNA ligase, cytoplasmic (gene AsnRS). The record is from RefSeq and is a predicted model, not a curated record. Gene Ontology annotation, molecular function: ATP binding; asparagine-tRNA ligase activity; nucleic acid binding. Gene Ontology annotation, cellular component: cytoplasm. NCBI's taxonomy places the organism in Eukaryota, Metazoa, Arthropoda, Insecta, Lepidoptera, Nymphalidae. Bases 121 to 1785 code for a protein of 554 amino acids. Gene Ontology annotation, biological process: asparaginyl-tRNA aminoacylation. The transcript has 10 exons.